UAUAAGAACGUUUCACUGAUUAUGUCAGAGCAAUACCUCUCAUUAGUCCAUGCUGAUAAGCUGUAAACAAGGAAAUAUAGUGGACUGAGACAGCUCUGGAGACGAGCGAUGGCUCCAAUUUUAGCAGAUAGCAGCAAAUCCAAUCUACCAGAAAGGGAGAAUUGUGUAAACAAUGGAUUUGUACAUGUUAAAAAUCCCCAUUUGGACCUCUUGUCGGAGGACAUUCUAUACCACUUUGACUUGGGCACUAGAACGCAUGAUCUCCCCUCUAUGUUUGGGGAUGUGAAGUUUGUCUGUGUUGGUGGAAGUCCAAACAGAAUGAGGGAUUUUGCAAUAUUUAUACACCAGGAGCUGGGACUGGAAGGAGAUGGCAACGACAUAAAAGAUAUUUGUGCUGGCACUGACAGAUACAGCAUGUACAAAGCCGGUCCUGUGCUGUCUAUUAGCCACGGGAUGGGCGUCCCUUCCAUCUCCAUAAUGCUGCAUGAGCUCAUCAAGCUUCUACAUCACGCCAAGUGCCGAGGUGUCACAAUUAUACGCAUCGGGACAUCAGGGGGAAUCGGAAUUGAACCUGGGACUGUUGUGAUCACAGACAUUGCCGUGGAUGCCCUUUUCAGGCCGCAGUUUGAGCAGGUCAUAUUAGAUAAAGUGGUUAUCAGGAACACGGAACUGCACCAGAAACUGGCAGAGAAACUUCUACACUGCAGUAAAGAGAUAAACGACUUUCUUACUAUUAUCGGCCACACUAUGUGCACCUACGACUUUUAUGAAGGUCAGGGGAGAUUGGAUGGGGCACUAUGUUCCUUUUCUAAAGAAGAAAAAUGUGAAUACCUCCAAAAGGCGUAUAAUGCAGGAGUCCGGAACAUAGAGAUGGAGUCUUCAGUGUUUGCUGCCAUGUGUCAUUUAUGUGGCCUUAAAGCUGCAGUAGUCUGCGUGACUCUUCUUGACAGGCUGCAAGGAGAUCAGAUCACACACAGCCACAGCGUUCUGGGAGAGUACCAGAAGCGGCCACAGAAGUUGAUUGCACAGUUCAUCAAGAAAGAACUUCACUUGUGCAUAUAGCUUGCUCCCAGAUCGGUGCUAGAUAACACAGCUAUCUCAUAUACUGUAUAUAGUUCAUAUGUAAAUACUGCAUACUGUGUAUAAUACUCCUACACCGUUCUACUACAGUAGGAGGUUACUGUGAAAUGCAACCACUUUCCCCUAAAUUACAAGGUUGUUUCUAUGAAAGCACUACUACUUUGGACAAUUUUCAAGAAUUUAUUGUCCUUGAAGAUAUCUGAAGUAGUCUGUGCUCUAGACGUGCGUCCCCACAGGAACCACACUUCAGGGUAAAUUUAUUAAGGUGGAAGUUUUUUCAGAACUGGUGAUGUUGCUCAUAGCAACCAAUCAGAUUCUACUUAACAUUUAUCUAACUGCUUCUUGAAGAUAAAAGAUAGAAUCUGAUUGGUUGCUAUGGGCAACAUCACGAGGUCUAAAAAACUUUCCUCCUUAGUAAAUUUACCCCUUCCUGUUCUUUCCAGCGCAUUAAGAUAACCGGUGCCUAUCUAUAGAUCUUUAAAAACAUUCACCUUACAGCCCCCCUCCUUUAUAUAGGGUGGGUUGUAAUAUUCUAUUGUACAAUAAAUAUAUAAUUUACAAUCUGGGGUAAAUUAUAUUCACUUUAUUCAGCCUUUUGUUUUAAGCAAAUUUGAAUUGUUUCAAGUCAACACGUGUAUAAUAUCAAAUUAUUUUAAAUACUAUAACUACAACCAAGUUAUGUUCAUGAGCAGAUUUUUCUUUAACUAAAUUAUCUGUUAUGUAGAGUACUUAAUAACACAGUAUUCACCUAGUGGGAUCAUAGUCCAUAGGUUUUUGGCCAUAGGGAUCACCAGGAAGAUUCCUGGUAGGCCGACGUAUCUGUGGGGCCUGUUUUGUGUGUUGUCACGUUGCCCCACCCCCCACAUGACAGGUAGCCCACAGCACUCUGGGGGUCAUUCCGAGUUGUUCGCUCGUUGCCGAUUUUCGCAAAGGAGCGAUUAAGGCAAAAAUGCGCAUGCGCUAAGUAUUUUAGCACAAAACUUAGUAGAUUUACUCAUGUCCGAAUGAAGAAUUUUCAUUGUUGAAGUGAUCGGAGUGUGAUUGACAGGAAGUGGGUGUUUCUGGGCGGAAACUGACCGUUUUCUGGGAGUGUGCGAAAAAACGCAGGCGUGCCAGAAUAAAACGCAGGAGUGUAUGGAGAAACGGGGGAGUGGCUGGCCAAACGCAGGGCGUGUUUGUGACGUCAAACCAGGAACGAAACGGGCUGAGCUGAUCGCAGUGUAGGAGUAAGUCUCGAGCUACUCAGAAACUGCUAAGAAUUAUUUAUUUGCAAUUCUGCUAAUCUUUUUCGUUCGCAAUUCUGCUAAGCGAAGAUACACUCCCAGAGGGCGGCAGGCUAGCGUGUGCAAUGUUGCUAAAAGCAGCUAACGAGCGAACAACUCGGAAUGAGGGCCUCAGUACACUGCAUUGUCCCCAUUCAUUCUGUUGUUCCAUCUCUGCAGCACAGCAACUCUGCCAUCCAGUGAUGCUGUCGUAGCUACAGGGUAUGUUACACUUCUUGUGCUGCCCAUGUCGGGCCACUUCUACAAAAUGUUACAGGGCCACUUUUAGGCCCUCAUUCCGAGUUGUUCGCUCGCAAGCUGCUUUUAGCAGCUUUACACACGCUAAGCCGCCGCCUACUGGGAGUGAAUCUUAGCUUCUUAAAAUUGCGAACGAAAGAUUCGCAAUAUAGCGAAAAGACAUCUCUGUGCAGUUUCUGAGUAGCUCGAGACUUACUCGGCAUC
Messenger RNA from Pseudophryne corroboree (corroboree frog), 2804 nucleotides. RefSeq names its product uridine phosphorylase 2 (gene UPP2). Bases 109 to 1062 code for a protein of 317 amino acids. Gene Ontology annotation, biological process: nucleotide catabolic process; uridine catabolic process. NCBI's taxonomy places the organism in Eukaryota, Metazoa, Chordata, Amphibia, Anura, Myobatrachidae. Gene Ontology annotation, cellular component: cytosol; cytoplasm. Gene Ontology annotation, molecular function: uridine phosphorylase activity. The record is from RefSeq and is a predicted model, not a curated record. The transcript is spliced from 7 exons.